Molecule: messenger RNA, 1242 nt
Organism: Calliphora vicina (urban bluebottle blowfly)
Lineage: Eukaryota; Metazoa; Arthropoda; Insecta; Diptera; Calliphoridae
Gene: Nurf-38
Product: Inorganic pyrophosphatase Nurf-38
Exons: 5
Coding region: 20-1093 (357 amino acids)
Biological process (GO): phosphate-containing compound metabolic process
Cellular component (GO): cytoplasm
Molecular function (GO): inorganic diphosphate phosphatase activity; magnesium ion binding
Source: RefSeq, a predicted model, not a curated record
GCGUCAAUAAUAAUUUAGAAUGACGGCUACAUUGUCAUUACGUUUUUUAUUCACAAAAAUUCCUUCGUCCGGUUUGCACAACGUGUUUGCGAAACCGGCUUUUCCUAAUUUGAAUUCGUCAGCAAAUUUUCUACACAAACGGCCAGUGUCAACUACAGCAGCAGCAUUAAAUAUAGAAUUUAAACAAAAUAAGUUAGAAAUAAAAAACAACAGAAUGUCUUCAACACAAUAUCAAAUCAUCGAAAAGGGUGCACCCAAUUCCACCAAUUAUAGCAUUUAUUUCAAAACUGCUUGCGGUAAAGGAGUCUCACCAUUACAUGACAUCCCUCUGUAUGCCAAUGAAGAGAAAACCAUAUACAAUAUGGUGGUUGAAGUGCCACGUUGGACAAAUGCUAAAAUGGAGAUCAGUUUGAAUAACCCUUUAAAUCCCAUUAAACAAGAUGUCAAAAAGGGUAAAUUGCGUUUUGUAGCCAACUGCUUCCCCCACAAGGGUUACAUUUGGAAUUAUGGCGCUUUUCCACAGACCUGGGAAAAUCCCGAUCACAUUGAACCCAGCACUGGCUGCAAGGGUGACAAUGAUCCCAUUGAUGUUUUGGAAAUUGGUUAUCGCGUAGCUAAACGUGGUCAAGUUGUACAGGUUAAGGUUUUGGGCACCAUUGCUUUGAUUGAUGAGGGCGAAACCGAUUGGAAAGUUAUUGCCAUCGAUGUCAAUGAUCCAUUGGCUGAGAAAAUGAACGAUAUUACCGAUGUUGAUAAAUAUUUCCCCGGAUUAUUGCGUGCCACCGUUGAAUGGUUCAAAAUCUACAAGAUUCCCGAUGGCAAACCCGAAAAUCAAUUCGCCUUCAAUGGUGAUGCUAAGAAUGCUGCUUUUGCCAUUAAUGUAGUAACUGAAACUCAUAAAUUCUGGGAAGGUUUAAUCAGUAAGCAAUUGGAAGGUGGCUCUAUUUCAUGCUUAAAUACUACCGUUGCUGAUUCACCAUUCCUUACAAGUCAAGAAGAGGCUGAAACUGUUAUCUCCGGUGCCGCCGAAGGUGGUGAUGUCGAAGAAGUAACUGACAUAGUUGAUAAAUGGCAUUUCAUUCACUUGAAGUGAAAACAAGCAGCUUUGAUAUUUUUACAAAAUGUUAAGAUUUUAUGGUUUAAAACUCAUUAAACAAUUAAAUUAAUCUAUGUAUUUAAAAGUUAAACAUUGAAACAUGAAAUACUUUAACAAAAUACACACAAAACAGUAAGCACAGUGAA